CUUCAAUCUGCUUUGCUUGGAGACCCGAGAGGCAGGAUCCAAUCAGAUCUACUAGAAUCUCACAAUAUCCUCCACUGUAUGUGCUGCAGCCAAAGAGGCACAACUCUGUUGCCUUCCAUGCACGAUACAUCGAUUUUGUACACGCUGGCGCAAGAGCAUGCUGAUGUUAUCAACCUCCAUGACUGGUACCAAUCUUUCAAGAGGAUACUUUCUCCCCGGAAUAGCAAAGCAAAGACAACUUCAAAAUCAAAGAAACGGAAAGAUAGAUGCGAAGAACCAGAACCACCUGCUGAAGCUUCAAUUCAAGCUCGAUUUUGUAGAGCUGUAAUGGAGCUUCAGAUUGCUGGACUUAUUCGCAUGCCUUCAAAAAGACGUCCUGAUUUUGUGCAAAGAGUGGCCUUUAGGGGCUAA
Raphanus sativus (radish) is the source of this 411-nucleotide messenger RNA. RefSeq names its product origin of replication complex subunit 3-like. Lineage: Eukaryota; Viridiplantae; Streptophyta; Magnoliopsida; Brassicales; Brassicaceae. The transcript has 4 exons. Bases 79 to 411 code for a protein of 110 amino acids. The record is from RefSeq and is a predicted model, not a curated record. Gene Ontology annotation, molecular function: DNA replication origin binding. Gene Ontology annotation, cellular component: nuclear origin of replication recognition complex; nuclear pre-replicative complex; DNA replication preinitiation complex. Gene Ontology annotation, biological process: DNA replication; DNA replication initiation.